AUGCCGCGCAGCCCCGACAGGCGCAAACACAGGCAGAGGAGCAGGUCGUCGUCUCGAAGGAGGUCCCGACGGCAGCCGUCUCCGUCCGCCUCUUCCGAUGGCGAUUCCGAUGGCGGCCGCCAUCGGCCGCGGUCCCCAAGGAGAAGGGCCAGCCGGGAGGACGCCAGGGCGUUGAAAGUCCAUGCGAACAGGAGAUACAGGACCAAGGGGUCUCAGGCGAAAAAGGAGAAAUCUGGAAGAUCUGAAAAGCGGCUACAGCUGUCACAGCUGGAGGAUGAGACCCUCAAACGCGUGGAAGAAGCGAUACGGAGCAGGGUAGAUGAGCUCAUGGCAUCGGCGGGUGUUCAGAAGAAAAUCGAGGCAAGAUUGCGGGAGGAGCGCGCAAAAUUGGAGGAGAAGGUCACAACACAGCUGGAAGAAGAAAGGAGGUUGCUGUUGGACAAGAAAAGAAGGGAGCAAGAGGAGCAGAAAAGAAAGCAGGAGGAGUUGGAGGCGAUCCUGGAACAGAAUAGACAGAAGGUCGAGGAGGCACAGCGUAGAGCAGCUGAGGAGCGAAGGAAAAGAGAUUUGGACAGGCUGUGA
Molecule: messenger RNA, 582 nt
Organism: Ostreobium quekettii
Lineage: Eukaryota; Viridiplantae; Chlorophyta; Ulvophyceae; Bryopsidales; Ostreobiaceae
Source: the annotation of a GenBank genome assembly